Hippocampus comes (tiger tail seahorse) is the source of this 1821-nucleotide messenger RNA. RefSeq names its product chromosome unknown C8orf82 homolog (gene cunh8orf82). Bases 415 to 1104 code for a protein of 229 amino acids. Lineage: Eukaryota; Metazoa; Chordata; Actinopteri; Syngnathiformes; Syngnathidae. The record is from RefSeq and is a predicted model, not a curated record. The transcript is spliced from 3 exons.
AGUGUUUUGUUCAAGUUAUGAUGCGUCACAGGUCUCUGGCCAAUCAGACAAACAAAACAUUUGCCGUCCUCAGAAAUGAAUCUCCAACAAUCGAUAUUACGAUUAUUCACUGCACGGCACUCCCUCCACUUCAAAAAGCGUAAAGUUGAUACAUUAUCUGCUCUACUAUUUUACAUACAGAAUAUACGGUACUGUACAUACAAUGGCACUAUGCUGACUGAACACUGGGUGGCGGUAAUCAACAUAUCACGACAACGGAAACAUUUCCGGUGUUUGUUGUGGCGUCACCAGGGCCAAGUUAAAUCAUAUUUUUGAGGUUAUCUCUAGUUGUUGUGCAGGUUACACAAAGUGUCAAGUUGAAUUCACUAUUGCGGUGUUUACGUUUGAACAAAAGUGCAUUUUGGUGUUGGGCUCAUGUUGUUACUUCGGACUACUGCCGCGCUCGUCAGCCAGCGUCUGGCAGUUCGACGCUGCACGGCCGCCGGCGAGAGGAGGCUCACAACCACCGCCGCUUACGUCCAGGGUCAGAGCCCUGAACCACGCAUUCGAGAAUACUUCUACUAUAUUGACCACCAAGGGCAGUUGUUCCUUGAUGACACCAAAGUCAAGAAUUUUGUCACCUGUUUCAAAGACAAACAGUUCCUCGUCUUCUUCUUCAGUCGUCUCCGUUUAAACCAGAGUGGGCGCUACGAGGACGACUUCCCCUUCCUGUCUCCUUGUGGGCGCGAGAGGAACUUCCUGCGUUGCGAUGAUCGACCAGUGGUCUUCACCCACCUGCUACAGGACGCUACCGGCGACCGGGACUUGCUGUCGUUCUGCGGCGGCGCAGACAAGCUGACCGUUUCCUUCAACCCCGAGGCGCUCUUCAUGCACCCGGCCACCGGACGAGUUUACCACCCCUGCUCCGAGCGAACGGGCGGCGUCGGGCUGGUGAAGUCAUCGCUGGCUAUCGAGCUCAGCCCGUCCUUUGUCUACGCUUCCGAGCGAGGUCAGUCAGGACCACCCACACACUUCCUAUGGAGGAAACGGCAGCACGUACUAAGCAAUCAGCUGGCAGGAUGCUUUGCCAUAGAAGAGGACGACAGUGGAGCUGGAGAGGGAUAAUGUCCAGAGAGGAAAGAUAAAAAAAAAAAAGUGAUUUUGCACAGUCUUGUUGAAAGGCUAAUGGACAAACACUUUAGUGAAUAUUAUGAAUUGACGUAUCAAUCAUAAAGGAAUAUUGUGUUUGCAUUGGUUUGAUCCCGAAUCUAAGAAAUAAGCUUUGACGUGGUCGUUAAUUUAACGAGCCCCAUCGGACCCCUCCAACGUUGACCACAAAAGAAAUUUAAAAUGCUCCCCAUUUAUUUUCCAAGACAAAAAAAAAAACCUUGGGAAAUGUCAAGUGCUGUUCGUAUUGACGUGAUACACAGCUCGGCAGUCGGCAUCAAUACUCGUGCUAACACUCAAAUGUCGCCUCGUCCAGCGACAAAAUAUGUGAUGAGAAAACCACAUUUAUUUGUAGUUUUGAGACUGAAUGUUACCCGGUACAGCUUCCCCUUUUUCACUUGAACAAGGUCACUGCAGCCAACACUUUCAUUUCAACACCGGUAGAGGGCGAUGUCAACUCGCUGAAAAAAUGUCGAAUCUGACCUCGUCACUUCAGUUAUCGUUGCAGUCAAUGUUGAUGAUGACUUUGUUGAGGAAGAACGUGCACAGAAACUUGAGUUCGUACUUUGCCCCCUUGAUUGCCCCCCCCCCCGCCAAAGAAAAGUCAGAUUUUAUGAUCUAAUACUGCAUUUAUUUAACGCCUUGUUAAAAGUAAACGCAUAUGCAGUAAAGCUC